GCAGACAGCGUGGCUGCUUUGUCGCAGUAACACCGAGUCCAGCCGAGCAGCUGCUGCUGACAUCCUCAGGUGGAGUCAGUCUGACUGGGUCGACAUGCCGCCGGUCAGUCUGUUCUCUCUGUGACCGCGGUUAUACCGGAGGGUUUGCGCUCGGCUUGCUGUCACUGAAAGCUGGCGCUGAAAGCGAAGGGGAAAGACCGACAGCUCCCUGCUUCGACCCCGGUACCGGGAAGCCACCAACCCCGGAUCGGCCGCAAGAACCCAACCGCAACGGUUGGUUAGCGGGAAGCUAACAGGCGUAAGCCGAGGAUAUCCGUUCACUUCGGUGUCGUCAAACAGCUCUGACUAAAAAGCGACGGCGACAGCGUGAAGAUGGACUGAAAACAUGAAGGGCGGGACUGUCCAGUCAUCCAAAUAGGAGGGCCUCUGUCAAAGGUUGUGCUCUUCAGCUUACCUGUGCAACAGAGCUGAGAGACAGCAGAAGAUGCCUCCAAGGCCAUCCUCAGGAGAGCUAUGGGGGAUCCACUUGAUGCCUCCAAGGAUCCUAGUGGACUGCCUGCUACCCAACGGGAUGAUUCUGAACUUGGAGUGUCUCCGAGAGGCCACACUAAUUACCAUCAAGCAUGAGCUGUUCAAGGAGGCCAGAAAAUACCCUCUCCAUCACCUCCUACAAGAGGAGACAUCCUACAUUUUUGUCAGUGUUACACAGGAAGCAGAGCGGGAGGAGUUCUAUGACGAGACCCGAAGGCUGUGUGACCUUCGACUCUUCCAGCCUUUUCUCAAAGUCAUCGAGCCAGUCGGUAACAGAGAAGAAAAGAUCCUAAACAGAGAGAUUGGUUUUGCCAUCGGUAUGCCUGUGUGUGAGUUUGACCUUGUGAAGGACCCUGAGGUUCAGGACUUCAGGAGAAACAUCCUUAAUGUUUGUAAAGAUUCUGUGGAGCUGAGAAAUGCCAGUGGUCCUCACAGCAGAGCACUGUAUGUUUACCCACCCAACGUCGAAUCAACGCAGGAACUUCCCAAACACAUCAAUAACAAACUUGACAAAGGCCAGAUUAUUGUUGUAAUCUGGGUGAUCGUUUCCCCAAACAAUGACAAACAAAAGUAUACACUGAAGAUCAACCAUGACUGUGUGCCUGAACAGGUGAUUGCAGAGGCCAUCCGCAAGAAGACGCGCAGCAUGCUGUUGUCCCCAGAACAGCUAAAGAUGUGUGUUCAAGAGUAUCAGGGGAAAUACAUCCUCAAAGUUUGUGGCUGUGAUGAAUACUUAUUGGAAAAGUACCCUAUAAGCCAGUACAAGUACAUCCGUAGUUGCAUCAUGCUGAGCAGGAUGCCUAACCUGAUGCUGAUGGCUAAAGACAGCUUGUACACCCAGCUACCUACUGAUAACUUUGUCAUGCCAUCCUACUCUCGACGCAUCUCCACGGCAACAUCCUAUAUGAAUGGAGAGGCAUCCUCCAAGUCGCUGUGGACUAUCAAUGGGACUCUGCGAAUACGGAUCCUUUGUGCCACCUAUGUCAACGUGAAUAUACGGGACAUAGACAAGAUCUAUGUGAGGACUGGAAUUUACCAUGGAGGUGAGCAAAUGUGUGACAACGUCAACACGCAGAGAGUACCCUGCUCUAAUCCCAGGUGGAAUGAGUGGCUCACCUAUGACAUGUACAUCCCAGAUAUCCCCCGAGCUGCCAGACUCUGCCUCUCCAUCUGCUCUGUCAAAGGCAGGAAGGGAGCCAAGGAAGAACACUGUCCGCUAGCUUGGGGCAACAUUAACCUGUUUGACUACACUCACACUCUGGUGGCCAACAAGAUUGCUCUGAACCUCUGGCCAGUCCCUCAUGGCCUUGAAGACCUCCUCAACCCAAUAGGAGUCACUGGAUCUAAUCCCAAUAAGGAAACACCUUGUCUGGAGCUGGAAUUUGACCACUUCAGCUGUCCUGUCAAAUACCCAGAUAUGAAUGCAGUGGAAGAUCAUGCAAACUGGAUUAUCUCCAGGGAAAUGGGGUUUAACUACAACCUCUCAGGACAGAGCAAUCGUGUGGCCAGAGAUCACGCCCUGACAGAGAGCGACAGUGAACAGAUGAGACAGCUGAGUAACAGGGACCCUCUGUCAGAAAUCACUGAGCAGGAGAAAGACUUUCUCUGGAGACACAGGCACUAUUGUAUGAACAUCCCGGAGAUCCUUCCCAAGAUCCUCCUCGCUGUCAAAUGGAACUCCAGAGAUGAAGUAGCACAGAUGUAUUGCCUGUUGAAGGAAUGGCCAUCUAUCCGUCCAGAACAGGCCAUGGAGUUGUUGGACUGUAACUAUCCGGACCCUAUGGUCAGGCACUUUGCUGUUUGCUGCCUUGACAAAUACCUCACCGAUGAUAAACUCUCCCAGUACCUUAUCCAGCUUGUUCAGGUAUUAAAAUAUGAGCAGUAUCGUGACAGUCCACUGGCUCGCUUUCUCCUCAAAAAGGCUCUGACCAAUCAGAGGAUAGGACAUUUCUUCUUCUGGCAUCUCAAGUCAGAAAUGCACAAUAAAACGGUAAGUCAGAGGUUCGGCCUCCUUCUGGAGGCUUAUUGCAGGGCCUGUGGCAUGUACCUUAAACACCUGAGCAGGCAGGUCGAAGCCAUGGAGAAGCUUAUCAACCUCACUGACAUCCUCAAACAGGAAAAGAAAGAUGAGACGCAAAAGGUCCAGAUGAAGUUUCUUGUAGACCAGAUGAAGAGACCCGACUACAUGGAUGCUCUGCAGAACUUCACCUCUCCUCUCAAUCCUGCACAUCAGCUGGGAAAUCUGAGGUUAGAGGAGUGCAGGAUCAUGUCAUCAGCAAAGAGACCACUGUGGCUCAACUGGGAGAAUCUGGACAUCAUGUCCGAGUUACUGUUUCAGAAUAAUGAGAUCAUCUUCAAAAACGGAGAUGAUUUGCGGCAGGAUAUGCUGACGUUGCAGAUAAUUAAAAUCAUGGAGAACAUCUGGCAGAAUCAGGGACUGGACCUACGGAUGUUGCCCUAUGGAUGUCUGUCAUUGGGAGACUGUGUGGGCCUAAUAGAGGUGGUCCGAAACUCCCACACCAUCAUGCAGAUUCAGUGUAAAGGAGGAUUGAAGGGAGCCUUGCAGUUCAACUCCAACACGCUGCAUCAGUGGCUGAAGGACAAGAACAAAGGAGAGACGUAUGACAUGGCUGUGGAUCUGUUUACAAGGUCAUGUGCUGGCUACUGUGUAGCUACAUUUAUUCUGGGGAUAGGAGACAGGCACAACAGCAACAUCAUGGUCAAAGAUGAUGGACAGUUAUUUCAUAUAGAUUUUGGCCACUUCUUGGAUCACAAGAAGAAGAAAUUUGGCUACAAGAGAGAGCGAGUCCCAUUCGUACUGACACAAGACUUCCUCAUCGUCAUCAGUAAGGGAUCCCAGGAGUGCACAAAGACCAAAGAGUUUGAGAGGUUCCAGGAAAUGUGCUACAAAGCGUAUCUCGCCAUCCGACAACACGCCAACCUCUUCAUCAACCUUUUCUCCAUGAUGCUUGGCUCCGGCAUGCCUGAGCUGCAGUCGUUUGACGACAUCGCUUACAUCCGGAAGACGCUGGCUCUGGAGAAAAGUGAGCAGGAGGCCUUGGACUAUUUUAUGAAACAGAUGAACGAUGCUCACCAUGGAGGUUGGACCACCAAGAUGGACUGGAUUUUCCACACAAUUCGACAGCAUGCAUUAAACUAAUCACUCAUCCAAAAGAGAUGUAUCAGCCUCAUCAUGAACUUUUUAUUAUUCUCUGCCAGGAGCAAAACUCUUUGAAGGAAUUCAUUUUUGCCUUCACAGCAAACUCUAUGGAGAUUUCUAUUUUGAUUCCAUUUUGAAGCACUUUUUUUCUCCAUUUUCAUUAGACGAUUCUGUUUUUGGCCUUCCUCUCCUGCUUUUGUCAGCGUGUCAGAUUUUCCUCAGGACCCUCUGACGAUGGUAACCCACAGUAUCAAGUUUAAAAAACAAAAUCUACUCCCUCACUUAGCUGCUGAUUUUAAAGAAAAUCAGAAGUUUGACAUGACUUAGAGAAUCCACAUCUGCCAAGGUAUUAAUGUAGCCACAAAGUGAGUCUACCGUUCAGUCAUCAAAGUGCUGCUCCUUUAUUCCACUUUUAUCAUCACAGCUGGAGAGAUGGAAGUCACAGGAAACAGUGAAUGCAUUAAAAACGUGGCUUAGAUCUCGUAUCCAUUCGAGCUUCUAUAAUGUCUUCCACCAUCCUCGUGUCAUCGUUGCUCUAAGAUAACUGGGCCUGCUUUUGUUUGGUCUUUUUUCUUUGCGUAAGCAGAAAUUUCAAGACAUCAUGUUGUUUUCAAACUGGUCCUCAUGUCCUAAUCUUCAGAGCAAAAAUGCUUCUCCUUCAAAAAAAAGCACUUGGAACUACAAAAACUAUUUGUACAGAUUUAUGACUUUUUAAAUUAAUUUAUGUAUCUUUUUUAUUUUAGUUUGAAAGUCAAAAACUUAACUGAAGGUGCUGUUUAUUUUGUAAAUAUGUUUGUAAUUUUGUGUUAUGAAUAUUUUGGAGGUUUUGUUUGUCACUUACAGCCUCUUAUUAGCAUCAGUUCAACUGCAGACCUUUUCUUGAUGAGACAUACUGCUGAUUUUUUAAUUUAUAGCUCGUCACUUUAAAGUUACCCUUUUAAUUUGGCCCUUGCAUAAGACCUUUUUGUUUUUGGCUUGUUUGCAGCCUAGAAUCAUUUAUUUAGAGAAGCAAACUUGCAAAAGUGAACAUUUCAGUCUUGCGUUAUAUGUACAAUAGGAAGUGGAAAAAAGCCACUGGCUUUUUUGCGACAAGGAGGGACGAAGGUUGUCACAUCUUCCACUUCCCCCACACUGCUGAACACUGUUAAGUCCCAAAGUACGUGACCCAAGUAAAUUGAAGUGAAGUAACCUGAGUAAUAAAGACAAAAAUUGGCAGUUCAUAGGAAAUACGUGAUUUAGCCAUAGCUCUAUUAUUUGUAGCUUUGAGACAGCUUGACAUGUAUUAGUAGCUUUGGGCUUAACCGGUAAAAGUACAAAAACAAAUACAAACCCAGUUUCUUUUUCCAAUUAAAGUUGGCCCUGACUACAUAUUUCUAUUUAAGAACGAGACAGUAUGUUUUUCUGUCCCGAAAAUAAAUUUAAGCCUUUACUCGUUGCAACAGUGAAUCUGCCGAUCCACCAAAAUACGUUUUGAGUGAUUUGAACAUCUUUUUUAAAACCUCUCGCUAUGUUCCAGCUAAUUCAGUCCAUUUUCAUGUGUGAAAUCAAAGAAAAUGGGACAGAAAACUAAAUACGAGCACAAGGCGAUCGAUAACGCAGCUGAAGAGUGACGACAUCAUGUUUGCAGUACCAAACUCCUUAAUGCACAACACAGCGGACAGCAUAGUGUCCAGCUCCAAUUUCACCUUGUAAAAGGAAGCCUUGCAUGGCAAUUUAUCCUGAGAUGAUGGUAAAGCAAGAAGUGUUUUAUUAGAGCAUUAGCUUGGAGAGUUAACAAACAGGCACCCUAUUGAGGGAUUUAAAAGCCCUCUGAAGGGAGCUGGGCCUGUCUGUAAUUCACAACAUUGUUGAAAGACUUCUUGAGAUAAAAAAAAAAAAAACUGUUUUGGGAGCAUUGAGGCUGCAUUGUUACCCUGCUGAGCACAUUCGUGAGUCACCACAGUUUCUCUAAUCAACUGUCACCAGCAAAUGUUAUAAUAGGGAGUUGUGCUGUGAUUGUGUAUGUCUCACUUUUUUCCACAUAGUGUGUGUUUUACUAGACUACAGUAAUGUAACAGAAAAACAUUGUUCUAAGGACACUAUCCGUCACAUUGCUCAGCUGCGGUCAAAGACUGUCUUCAUUUGGCUCAAAUACAGGACGAUACUAAUUGUCGCUGGACAUACAGCGGAAACUUUUGGAAAAGCAGUUAUUAAUUUAACAUGAUUUACGGAUGUCUGGAGAUUUUUAUGCCGACAAAAGGACACAAAGUAUUUUCUUUAUUUUCUGCUCGGAAACAGCUGCAGUCUCCCUCUGGUCCGGCUGUUGACUCCCUGCUGGAGCCAUCUGUUGAAGCCGAGGCAUGAGCUGUGUUGUGUCCUCUUUACUCAGGUUCCUUUGUUUAAACCUAAUAUUCCAGUUAUUUCACAGUCUUUGGGCAAAAAGUGACGAGACUUUGGUGGGUGAGGAGAAAUCAGUGGAGCUCACCCACUUCUCCUGCAUGGACAAUCUUUAUAGCUCACUAAACCCCCCCUUCUGUGUAGGCAAUAAGGGGCCACACAUCCAUUCGACAUAUUCCUGUUAGAUCUGUUUUGUCAGAAAACAAUCCUUUUAACAGUCAUGGAGAAACAUGCCUUCAGACAAUGGGGUAAUAGAGGUUAAACUAUAAUCCAUGUAUGGAUGUGCAUAUCCCAUUUUUAGACCACGACUAAAAAGGUGCCCAAAGAAUUUUGUUUAGAAAAACCCUAGAAAAGCAAAUUAGGAUUUGUUUCAUACAUUCAGGUUUUCUAGCUCUUUAGCACCUUUAAAAUUCCUUAAAUCAAAGAAACACAGCUAUGAUUAGCCAUGCAAGGCAACUUAAUAUAGAUUUAUAGAACUCGCCUUCAUUUGUCGAGAAUUAAAAUAUUUAACAAUCUCGUUUCAUAUUACAUUUGAAUGCAUUAAAGGAUUGUGUAAAGGAAUUUUGUUGAAGGUAAAAUGUUUUUUGUGUUUCAGUAAGUAUUCAUAUGCAUAUAUGAAGUGCUGAUAGCAUGUAAAGCUUGAAGAAUACCAAUCUUUGUUUUUGAUAAUUAAAAAACUGCCAUAUGUCAUAUUAAAACAUUUUUAUUGGCUUAACUAUUAACCUCAUUAUGUAAUAUGCUCCACAAAUGAGAGUGUUUUAUAUGAUCAGGGGAAUUAAAGAUUAUCUUGGUAAGCCCAUAAAAGUAAAUGAAUAAAUUAAAAAUUUCACCAGACCAGUUAGUUGUAUUAAGAGGCCAAAGUAGUGAUCUGUUUUAAUUUGGCACAACUAUGUUGUCAUAUUUGUGCAGUGUUAUUAGCUUGAAUGUAUUUCAUUGCCUAAGUGGACCUUCUGUUUUUUGUCUGUUUUGGUAUGAGUGAAUCUUGUGAAAGCUCAUACUGUAAACUAUGCUUGAAGUGCACUACAAAAUUAAAUAUUCUUGCCUUUUUGUUUAAACCUUAGUCUGAAAUGAUGUUUCUCAAACAGCAAAGCUCAUAUGUAUGAUGUACAACUUCUGAGCAGCAGUAAGUCAUUCUUUUUUUUUUUUUUUUUUACUUUUUAAGGUGUGGCAAAUCCGUUGUGGUGUUAUCCCAUUUAUCCGUUCCCAUGUAUCCUCCAAAUGAUUGUUUCCUCAUUGGGAUUAACUGUCAUUCUGUGCAGGCUGCAGAGUUUCAUUGGCAGGUUCCAAUGGAAAGAAAUCCUGUAUGUGUUCAUGAGUCUGUGUGCCAAGGCUCAUGGAAUAAUGGGGUCUUUAAAUGUUUUGGAAAUGCCACCCUCCUCUGGCAGUGCAGUUUUAUAGGUAUUCAUUUUUUGCUUUGUUUAUAAGAACACAAGGGGAAACAAACUUUUUAUGUACGUUUUACUUGAAAACUCAUAAAUUGGAAACAGUGGUUGCUUUGCAGCAGAGAUUCUUUGUCUAUUUAGUGCUAAUUAUGAAAUUGGGUCUGUAUUGUACUGUAUGUAAGCACCGAUGGCCGAAGCAUUGUUUAAUACUAGCAGUGAAUGUGAAUUAAAGCCACAGCUCUCAGUUAGAAAGUGAAGACUCAACUACGUCUCUAUUGAAGGACGGAAGAUGUGCUUGAGUCAAAGCCUUUAGGGUCAAGUGACCUGAGAGAUUAAGUUAAAGAUCCUGGAAAGUACAUUUAUUGUUUUAAUAAGAUUCUAACAGCUUUUCUAACAUGGUUGGUUAAAGUUCUUCUGUCACACAAAUACAAGAUUUUCCUCCUGGAAGUCAUCACCUUCAUGCAUAAGAUGAGCUGUCUGCAGAACAGUUACAUCCGUAAAUGAUUCGGUUGUUGCCGAGGAAGUUCAACCCAAUUAAGUGCAAUAAUGGUGCCGUAAACCUGCCUUUUUAGUGACUCUCACAGUGACUUUUGGACUAAAAUGUUUGUCUCCCGUCUGUUAGGAUGGUUUCCUGAAUACAAUCCUCACCUUUUCCUUCGUAAAUGCACUGUUUCUAUUGAGCCUCUGAAGGAGCUGUGAACUGUCAAGAGAAACUGAGAAAAUAUCACAAAAUAGAUGAAGAAUCUGGUUUUAAAUUUCAGGCUAAUCAUGUUUUAGAUUCUCUGGAAUAUUGACCAAAAUAAAACAUAAAAUAUAUGUUCUUUGUAUGCAGCUCUGUGAACUACAUUUUAUUAAUGUACUGUGCUGCCAGAACUCUUGUCAACCAUAGAUUCAUGUAAAAUGUGCCAAUGUAGUGUUUCUCCUAGCAUACUUGCAUGGAUCAGUAUUCCUUUUCCUAAUUUUAUCAUCUUUUCCCCGUUUAUUUUGAUAAUUAAACAUUAAGGUGAUUUUUAACUCCUUAUGUUUGCACCCUGUAGGGUUUGGGAUAUAUUUGCUUCCAUUAAGUUGCAUUAUUUUUUUAUUUAUAAAUAUACAUUUAUUUUUGCUCAACGUUCUGAGAGCUAAUGGUUGUAUAACCUGACUGGUGCUCUGUGAAGAUGUGUAAAUAAAUUUGUUAAACCUUCA
Molecule: messenger RNA, 8634 nt
Organism: Girardinichthys multiradiatus
Lineage: Eukaryota; Metazoa; Chordata; Actinopteri; Cyprinodontiformes; Goodeidae
Product: phosphatidylinositol 4,5-bisphosphate 3-kinase catalytic subunit alpha isoform-like
Exons: 26
Coding region: 485-3691 (1068 amino acids)
Biological process (GO): phosphatidylinositol-mediated signaling; phosphatidylinositol 3-kinase/protein kinase B signal transduction; phosphatidylinositol-3-phosphate biosynthetic process
Cellular component (GO): cytoplasm; phosphatidylinositol 3-kinase complex, class IA; plasma membrane
Molecular function (GO): 1-phosphatidylinositol-3-kinase activity; 1-phosphatidylinositol-4-phosphate 3-kinase activity
Source: RefSeq, a predicted model, not a curated record